This is a messenger RNA of Gigantopelta aegis, 959 nucleotides long. Its product is annotated as regucalcin-like. Lineage: Eukaryota; Metazoa; Mollusca; Gastropoda; Neomphalida; Peltospiridae. The record is from RefSeq and is a predicted model, not a curated record. Gene Ontology annotation, molecular function: enzyme regulator activity; gluconolactonase activity; calcium ion binding. The transcript has 5 exons. Bases 11 to 928 code for a protein of 305 amino acids. Gene Ontology annotation, biological process: L-ascorbic acid biosynthetic process.
UUGGAGCACCAUGUCAUACACUGUUGAGCCGGUGAUUAAGAACUCCUGUUCCUCCAUCGGAGAAGGUCCGCAUUGGGACGCUGCCUCGCAGUCGCUCUUCUAUGUCGAUAUUAAACGAGGGGAUGUUCACAAGUGGAACUCUCUAACCAAGGAGGACAGUAAAAUGCACUUUGAUUAUCCAACAGUGUCUAUAAUAGUGCCGUGUGCAGAGGGUGGCUACGUCAUCGGUACAACCCACAGCCUUUCACAUCUGGAAACUUGGGGAUCUGAGAAACUGACAGUUUGGGCGGAAAUGGAACAAGGAAUGCCCACACAGAUUAAUGACGGGAAGUGUGACGCGCGCGGCAGACUGUGGUCCGGCACGAUGGGCAAAGAGCUUUCUCCUGGAAUUGUCGCGCCUGAAUUGGGAGCUCUUUACUCCUUGGACACGAAGAGGAUCCUAAAAAAACACGUUGACAAGAUUAAUAUUUCUAAUGGAAUGGACUGGACAAGUGACAACAAAACUAUGUUCUUCAUUGAUUCCACAGUGCGAAAGGUCUACGCAUUUGAUUAUGAUUUGGAGUCUGGGUCCCUCAGCAAUCAGAGAACAGCAGUUGAUUUUGGUGAGGGUACGGAACCCCAACUCGGACUGCCAGACGGUAUGACAAUGGACACUGAAAACAAGAUUUGGAUUGCCUGUUACAACGCUGGCAAAGUGGUGUGCUUUGACUCCGAGACAGGUAAGCUGUUACGCGAGGUGAAGAUACCAGCAAGCAGAACGACGUCCGUGGCAUGGGGCGGGGCUAACCUUGAUGAUCUGUACGUCACUUCCUGUAGACACGGAUUUUCAGAGGAGCAGCUUCAAACAACGGAAGCGUUGUCAGGAAGCGUUUUCAAAAUAACAGGACUUGGGGCUAAGGGGAGACAAGCCAAUAAUUUUCAGGGAUAAACGGUUACCAGUGUUGGAAUUGUUUAGACAA